CGCCGACGCCUCGCCCGUCGCGCACGCCACGCCAAACGCUCUAACGCGCACGCAUCGCAUCGCUCGCCGCGCGCGCUCGCUCGCCGCGACCUCGAACACCCCAGCCCGGCGCCAGAUCCGGACUGUUCAAACCGCGUCGCGAACGCGUCGGUUGUUAAUAUAAAUAUCCCGAUGAACGCCGCGCUGCUCUCCUCCGCGCGCGCGCUGACGACGCCGCGCGCGCUCCGCGGACGCUCGCUCGCGUCGACGCGCGUUUCGUCCGUCCGCGCGUCAGGAGCGCGCGCGAUGGCGGCACCCGCGAAGGGCACGAAGGUGAUCGUCCAAGGCAGGCACCUCGAGAUCACCGAGGCGAUCCGCGACUACUGCGAGCAGAAGAUCAACAAGGCGGUCUCGCACUUCGACAUGCACGACGUCCGCGAGGUGGACGUCACGUGCAGCGCGCGCUCGGAGAAGCAGCAGGGCGGGGAUCUGCAGAUGACCCAGGUCACCGUCUACACGCGCAACGGCGUCGUGCGCUCCGAGGAGGAGGCGGACAACCUCUACGCGUCCAUCGACGCCGUGAGCGACAAGAUCGAGCGCAAGCUGCGAAAGAUCAAAGAGAAGAAGAACAGCAAGAAGGCGGGGAAGACGAAGGCGAACCCGAAGGCGCAGACCGCGGACAUCGUCGCCGCCGCCGCGGAGGCGGAUGAAGCGCGCGCGGAUGAGAUCGAGUUCGAGGAAACCGUGGGGGUCAAGUACAUGGCGGUGAAGACCUCCACGGCGAUGGAGGCUGCCGAGGAGAUGGAGUCCUUGGGUCACGUGUUCUACGCGUUCAAGAACAAAGCGAACGGCGGGGAAGUGAACGUGGUGUACAAGCGCGACGCGGGCGGGUACGCCGUGCUCGUGCCCGUGGACAUGGACGAAAACUAAACUGAACCGAGCGGAGGAUCGGCUUCGAUUCGGUCGGUCGCGCGCCCCGCGCGAGACGCGAGCGUGAGACCUCCGUCUGUCGUGUGUUCAUCAUACUGUAUUGCGAAUAUCACACCACUACCGAGUUCGUU
Messenger RNA from Micromonas pusilla CCMP1545, 1040 nucleotides. RefSeq lists its product as uncharacterized. Gene Ontology annotation, biological process: negative regulation of translational elongation; primary metabolic process. Lineage: Eukaryota; Viridiplantae; Chlorophyta; Mamiellophyceae; Mamiellales; Mamiellaceae. The record is from RefSeq and is a predicted model, not a curated record. Gene Ontology annotation, molecular function: ribosomal small subunit binding. The coding region runs from base 172 to 909 and encodes 245 amino acids. The transcript has a single exon. Gene Ontology annotation, cellular component: cytosolic small ribosomal subunit.